AUGGGCUUCAAAUUCACCCUCUUGUGUGAUCUACUAUCCAACCUGGACGACAACAAAACGGCCAAGGCAUCCACGGCGGCCAGGAACCAGAAUCCGGACAUUAGAACAGUCGCCCAGUGGUUUUCUCGACAUGAACGGACCAUUCAUCAUGCCAAAACAGACAGGGUCGCGUUACUUUCCUGCAUGUUCCCCGAAAAACGAACGGACCGAGUAUACUGGCUGCAAGCCAUGCAGCUAUCAAGAGUCAUCGGGCGCUGCUUGGGUUUGGGAUCAUCGCGACUUUCAGAACUCAAUCGAUGGCAAACUCCCUGUGGGUUUGAUCUCGGAGGGUGUGUCGAAAUUGUCAUGCGGCAAGCCGAGAAUUACAUUCCUCUAGGCCAGGAGUUGUCGGUAGAAGAAAUCGACCGCGCCAUGGCUAUGAUUGCAUCACGGUGCCGCUUCUCUGGCCCUCUGACACGCCGGAAUCGUUCAGCUGUGGAAGUUGAAGACACUCUAUCGAAAUUGUACCGUCGAUCAAGUAGCCGCGACGCCAAAUGGCUCACUCGCAUGAUUCUCAAAAGCUACUCUCCUGUCGUUUUGCCAGAACAGUAUACACUGAAGAAAUUUCACUUCCUUCUCCCGCAACUGCUCCAGCUUCAGAACUCUUUUGAAGGGGCGUUAGAGAUGCUUGCUUCCGACCCAAUAAAGCACUUCCCUCCAAGCCCGGAUCCCCAAUCAGCCAGAAGUCUGAGCAUGAUUGCUCUACAACAUCUGCGCCCUCGUCCUGGUAUGAAGGUGGGACGACCUGAUUAUUACAAAGCCCGGAGUAUCAAACAUUGUCACCAAAUGGCCAACGGUCGACGAAUGAGUAUUGAACGGAAAUACGAUGGUGAAUACUGUCAGAUCCACGUCGAUCUCUCUAACAAGUAUACCCCCAUCCAGAUAUUCUCCAAAAGUGGCAAGGACUCGACCGCAGAUAAAUAUAAGAUUAUACCCGUGAUAGAAGAGACGCUCCGCACUGGAUUACCCGACUGCAGAUUUGCGCACCGCUGUAUCGUCGAGGGAGAACUGCUUGUAUGGAAUGACCAGGACGGUGACCUAAUGGACUUCAACAAAAUUCGAAGGUUUAUUCCACGAUCUGGCACCAUGAUUGGCGUCGAUAAUGAUUCUCCACCGCAACCGUACGAGCACUUGAUGAUCAUGUUCUUUGACAUUCUUCUCCUUGACAACGACGUAUGUCUUGCCAAGCCUCAUCGGGAAAGACGACUACUCUUGCAGAAAGUUGUCAAGACCAUCCCGGGCCGAGCGGAGCUCGCCCAUCAGGAAGUUCUUGACUUCAACCGAGUUGAUAGCUAUCAUCGGCUCGAAAAGAGUUUCGAGAAAGCAAUUACUAAACGAUGGGAGGGAUAUGUCUUGAAGGCUUCCGACGAGCCGUAUUUUCCAAUAUACUCUACUGGUGUGGAUUAUAUGUUUGGCCGUUGGAUCAAACUCAAAAAAGAUUAUAUACCAGGCCUUGGGGACACAUUAGACCUUGCCCUGGUCGGAGCCAGCUACAACGCGCGUGAUGCUCCUAAUCUAAGACAAAUAAAGGGGCUGAAAUGGACUCACUUUUUCGUAGGUUGCCUUCUGAACCCACAGCAUUUCAAAGAGGGCAACGCUUUGCCACGUUUCCGAGUUGUUGAUGUGAUUGGCCGACACUGCAUGAGCAUUCAGACCAUGCAAGCCCUCAACCAAGAUGGCGAGUUUUAUGCACGUCAACCUGAAACGUUCGAAGGCUUUCACAUUGAUUACGGCCACAACACCCUUCCCACUGCAACCACCUUGUUCAAGCACCCAUUCAUCGUUGAGAUGCUGGGUAGUGGAUUUGAAAAACCGUCUGGUGCGAGAUACUUCACACUUCGAUUUCCUCGGAUCUUGAAAAUACACUCGGAUCGAACGCUGGAAGAGUGUACCUCUUUCCAUGAACUGCUCAGUGCAGCAGAACAUGCCCGGGCCGUGCCUGUGGAUGAACUAGAAGAACGCGAGAAAUGGUCAAAACGCCUCAAGGUUGGGAGCGGAUUUGAUCAAUAUAUGGUGCGAUCCCCAAGCCCAGAAGCGACUUGUUCAGACACGGACGAGGAGGCAAAUUCCACGUUAUCCCAGGCCCCCCAAACCACCACUCCCUUUGGAGAAAGUUUCAUGGAUGUACGCCCAUUGAUGGAAGGGUUGCAUGAAGAUUCAAUAGGGAAAGACAGCCACGAUCGAGCAUACAGUGACCGUCUACUUUCCCCUUUAGUCUACAUCAAUGAGACAAUACUUCCUGCGAAAGAUAAUAAUCCUGUUCUUGGGACCAGUAUACUCGUGGACAACGAGAAUCUAUCAUGUCAUCAACGCCAGAAUGAUGGAAUGAUCGCAUCGCAGGAAUCUUUGGGGUUCUCGUGUCCCAACCGGACAACCAGCCUCAUCUCCGCACAUGAUGGGCAUUCUCAAGAAUUACAAGAGACACAGAAUCAGCUUUUGGAAAGAGUAUUGGUGCCUACAUCAUGCAAGCAGAAACGCAAGAUGUCACCUCAAUCUCCUUUAACAACUAUCCCCAUAUGGACGCCUGACAUCUCUCUGGGGAGCUUUACACUUCCCCGAAUUGGUGAAAAGUCCAGCAAUGAGCGCGAAUCUUGUGAUUUGUUUGAAUUCAUCCGAUGUCUCUGCUCUGAUGAAUCUGCUUCUUCUCUUCAAGAAUCAAAUCCCUAUGCUGCAUCACAGGGCGCAGGAUUUGGCAUUGUCCUUUUAAACCCGAAAGUAACUCGGUUAGGCAGAGAAAUGCACCGUCUCGCCACAACCAUUUCUAGGUUCGUGCAUACUGGAACAAGUCCAGUCCCCUGCAUGGGAAGCAUAUUCUUUUUGGGCUCGAGCAUGUUGGAACAUGAUCUAUGCCCCGGGGACCUUCGUUUCUGCCUGCGUGGUACGUGGACAAAUAUUGGACGUGAUCAUUUCUAUGGAUGUCUUUCGUGGAAUCUCAGCAAGCGAUGUGAUGGUAUAUCCAUAGGACAAGAUGAGCUCCACUCUGAAUCGAAUCGAUGUGGUUAUGACAUGACAUCAGAGCUUGGGCGCUCUGUACUAAGAACCCCAUGGAUUGAGAUGACCUUUGAUGAAACAGUCAUUGCUGUAUUGGGUGAGUAUAUCUCGAUCGAACCACUAGUUCAUAUUUUAUAUAAGUGA
Molecule: messenger RNA, 3174 nt
Organism: Penicillium hordei
Lineage: Eukaryota; Fungi; Ascomycota; Eurotiomycetes; Eurotiales; Aspergillaceae
Product: ATP dependent DNA ligase domain protein
Exons: 2
Coding region: 1-3174 (1057 amino acids)
Biological process (GO): double-strand break repair via nonhomologous end joining; nucleotide-excision repair, DNA gap filling; DNA recombination
Cellular component (GO): DNA ligase IV complex
Molecular function (GO): DNA ligase (ATP) activity; ATP binding; DNA binding
Source: RefSeq, a predicted model, not a curated record